AUGAGUCUUCCUACUUUGAACCAAUACCACAAAAAGCCCUAUCAGGCAAUUGAUCCUUCUCUCCCCGCCCUUCAGCAGACAGGCAGAACAGUCAUUGUUACUGGGGGCAAUAGUGGCAUCGGGUAUGCUAUCGCUCGCAGCUUUGUCAAAGCGAACGCCGCUCGUGUCAUUAUCCUUGGACGUCGCAAAGAUGUAGUCGCAUCUGCAGCUGCCAAACUUCAAGACGAGGGUUAUCAGUUUGGCAGUGGUACAGAUGUACAAGGCCGCACUUGUGAUGUCUCGGACUUGAAAUCCACUGAGCACCUCUGGAAAGCACUUGAUUUAGAGGAUAUUUUCGUCGAUGUCCUGGUCUCGAGUGCUGCAAGCUAUGGUGCUAUCGAGACUAUUCUUGAUGGAGGUCUGGCCAAGGUCUGGGGCGACUUCGAGUCCAAUGUGCGAAGCACUCUCGAUAUGACAGAGCGAUUUUACAAGCAAAGAAAAGCAGCCACAGACCAAACCAAGGUAGGAUAUUUUCACCUUCAUUCCAAGCUCUCCCAUGCUCACAAUAGGCAGUUUCUAGUCAACAUCUCAACCUGUGCGGCUUACAUGUGGUCAACAGUGGGUCCCGACCGACCAACAUAUGGGCUGACCAAAAAUGCCAGCACUCUCCUCCUGCAGCAUAUUACACAGGAUACUAAACCCAGUGAUAUGCAGAUUGUCAGUUUCCAUUUAGGUGGCAUUUUGACCGACUCUGCCAAUAGAGUCGGUGGGGAUAACCGGGAGGGCCUUGUCUUUGACGAUGAAAACCUUCCAGGCCACUUCUCCGUCUGGGCAGCAACGCCUGAAGCCAGCUUUCUUCAUGGCCGCUUUGUUUGGGCUAAUUGGGAUGUUGAUGAGCUGAAGACUGGUCCUACUGAAUCACUGUGGACUUCGUAA
Messenger RNA from Fusarium tjaetaba, 915 nucleotides. Its product is annotated as peroxisomal short-chain alcohol dehydrogenase. The record is from RefSeq and is a predicted model, not a curated record. Gene Ontology annotation, molecular function: oxidoreductase activity. NCBI's taxonomy places the organism in Eukaryota, Fungi, Ascomycota, Sordariomycetes, Hypocreales, Nectriaceae. Gene Ontology annotation, cellular component: cytosol. The transcript has 3 exons. Bases 1 to 915 code for a protein of 304 amino acids.